AUGGCGUCCACCACGACGCCCAGGAACACACUACUCGGGGCGACCAACUAUGAACCACGGCUGCGGUCGCAUCUCAAGCCGCAGCGCUUCAAGCUCGUCGAGCAGUCCUUGCGCCUGGACAGCAGUCUGAACCAGAGAAAUCCGCUCUCGACUCGACUAGACCUACGAGACUCCGAACGCUUUGAUACGACGGCGAAUGACAUUGGCAAGCUGGCAUGUGAGGACCUAGAGGAGAGCAUUUUCGCACCCCAAAACGUGCGAAAGGUGCUGCGGUUCCAGAGUUUUUACGUUGAGAGCGUGGACGAGAGCAACCUCGAAGUUGUUCGGUUACGCAGAAAUACCAUCCUGCUGUACCUGCACGACGAAACGUUUGAGAUAAUUGAGCCUCGAGAACGCAACAGCGGUAUCCCUCAGGGCACUUUCCUCAAACGAUGUAAGCUUCGACGUCCAGACGGUGAGCUGUACUCUUCUAGCGACUUACGUCUAGGCUUCGACUUGCAUGUGUUCGGGCGAAGCUUCAAGUUGUAUGGGUGCGAUGACUUCACGAGGGAAUACUAUGCAACACACGGCGAGGAGGUGGGCACACCACUCCCGUUGCCCAAGGAUGAGUACACUCUCACUCGUGACCAAAUUACGCGCAUGUGUGGAGGUGACCCCGACCACUUUUACGGUAAACAACGGUACCCUCUCAAGACGUACAUGGAGGCGUCUUUGGGCAAUUCUAUUCGCUCCCGUCUGCAGUCGGAGAAGAAGCGCAAGUUUCUGGCCAACAACCGCAAGGUGCUGUGUUUCCACUGCGAGUACGAUGUACGUGACCGACUCUACGGUGACCUCAUGGCGUAUAUACUUGACUACUUCCUCGAAGAUGACACGGUGGAGUUCAAGGAAGUUUCCCGUCCGAACAAUGGCCGCGAUCCGUUCCCGUUGCUGCUUCGUCGUGGUCGUCUUCUUAAGAAUUGGCAUCAGCAUUUGACGGACGAGCAAGAUCGCGGCGUCGAAGAGCCUACGAGUGCAGAGAGCUAUUACGGCGAGACAGAUCUGUACGUGGGUGCUGUGCUCAACGUUUUUGGCCGUGAGAUGCGUCUCGUGGACGCAGACAAAUACACGCGCGACUACUAUCAAAUGGCCUGGGGACGCGUUUUAGACCCUGCCAUGCCGAUGAAAGUUGAAAAGCUUGUGUUCCCCAAACCAGAACCAGCCCCGUAUAAUGGAUACGGCACAGAGGAAGACUCGCUGGGUUCGUGUCAUUCGCUGUGUCCCAAAGCCCCCCGUAAGGACUUUAAGAAGAUGGCCGAGUUCGACCGCAUGCUGUUGCGCUUCCGUGCGCGCCUCAUCUCAAGUCGCAAGGAGCAGCAGCAACGCCGCUUCAUUGUCACGUACUUCCUCACGGAUGACACGGUCUCCAUCUAUGAGCCAGAGCUGCGCAAUUCGGGCAUUGUGAACGGCAAGUUCCUCGAACGCGGUGCUUACAAGAACUUGGAAGGUGUUCGCUAUAUCCUCGAUCACUUGGUGAUAGGUGCUGAGCUUGUGUUCAACUCGCACCGCUUCCAGCUGCUCGACGCCGAUGAGUACACCAAGAAGUUCCUCGCCUCCUAAUUUAGGAGUCCUAAAUGCAUGACAAGGUAGCUGAAGUGUUUGAAUCAGAUUCUCACACGU
Molecule: messenger RNA, 1656 nt
Organism: Phytophthora infestans T30-4
Lineage: Eukaryota; Oomycota; Peronosporomycetes; Peronosporales; Peronosporaceae
Product: RIB72 protein
Exons: 1
Coding region: 1-1596 (531 amino acids)
Biological process (GO): mitotic spindle organization; cilium-dependent cell motility; mitotic cytokinesis
Cellular component (GO): axoneme; mitotic spindle
Molecular function (GO): alpha-tubulin binding
Source: RefSeq, a predicted model, not a curated record